ACACCAAACAGCUGCUCAAGACGAUUUGCAAUGAAGUUUACUCUUUCUUAAGUAAAAGAAUAUCCAACGAAACUAUUUCUGAAACGGAAAUGAGCUACAUUACUGAUUUAAAAGAGCACCCUGUUGUUUUCUGCCAAAAUGUUUUUGUGAAACCAAAACAAACGGCACUCAGCAUUUUAACUGAUUGCGAACCUCAUCUAUUUGGAUUGCGGACCCAUCAUCUUGGAUUAAAAUGCGAGCAUCUGUUGUGUGUUCUUGAUAUCAAAAGCAAAUUUACCACAGAUGAUAUUUUAAAUGUCAUGUUGGAAAAGCAAACUUGUAAAGAAGAAGUGCAGCUGACAGAAGAUGAAUUGGAGCUAUACACCAAACUCAUCAAAGUCCUAGUUAAGUGUAUGGAACGUGAAGAAAUUGAUUAUCGUGGAUUAUGUACAAGCACAGAUAAUGCGGGUGUUUCAACACAAUUGUGUAUUCCAGAUGAGAAAGGUAUCCUGACACCAAUGAAUAAGUUGUGCUUGAAUGACAAUGAGAAAAUUAAAACAACUGGGACAAUGAAAUUUGUAAACGGAAAAAUUGGUCCAGAUUUCGCCCGCAAACUUGGUGUAAAGGCCAAGAUAAAACAACACUUCUCGGACAAUACUAAAAAAUUACCUUUCGGACAAAAUGAAAAAUUGACUACAAGAAUAAAAGAAAUUUUAAGAGGCUACCCAUGUGAUGAAGGAAUCAUGAAGGAACUUCUGCAGAAUGCUGAUGACGCACAAGCAACAGAGCUUCAAUUCAUCAUAGAUGAUAACACCUACUCUACGGAAAGAGUAUUUGAUGAUGAAUGGAAAGCAUUACAAGGCCCUGCUCUUCUUGUUUAUAAUGAUAGCAUGUUUAGUGCCAAGGAUAUUCAAGGAAUCCAGGACCUGGGUAUAGGCAGCAAAGCGGACGACCCAACAAAAACUGGCCAGUACGGUGUAGGGUUCAAUGCCGUGUACCAUCUAACGGAUACACCCUCAUUUCUCACAAAGGGCCCCAAUGUUGAAGGAAGGGAAACAAUGU
Molecule: messenger RNA, 1041 nt
Organism: Mizuhopecten yessoensis (Yesso scallop)
Lineage: Eukaryota; Metazoa; Mollusca; Bivalvia; Pectinida; Pectinidae
Product: sacsin-like
Exons: 1
Molecular function (GO): Hsp70 protein binding
Source: RefSeq, a predicted model, not a curated record